AUGAUGUUCAAGAAGCGUUCAUCUGCCGAUGUCUCGACGCUCGGGGGGCCGCCGGGUCCCGGUGGACGUGGUCAAUUGCCUAUGCUUCAGAUGCCGGACAAGAUGAGGUACAACUUGCUGUGUGUGAUGGGCGAGUUCGUGGGAACGUUCAUGUUCCUGUUCUUCUCGUUUGCUGGCACUCAGGUAUCCAAUACACCUAUGCCGGCACCGGGAUCGCCGCCUAAUACUUCAAACCUCUUAUACUCGUCACUUGCCUUUGGUUUCUCGUUGACUGUCAAUGUCUGGGCAUUCUUCCGUGUGACUGGUGGUCUCUUCAAUCCGGCGGUUACCCUGGCUCUUGUCAUUACUGGUGGCAUGCCCCCGUUACGUGGUCUAUUCGUUUUCCCCGCUCAAUUGGUCGGUGGAAUCGCAGCGGCAGGUGUAGUUAGCUGUCUCUUCCCAGGACCACUGAACUGUUCAACUCGCCUGGGUGGCGGAGCGUCUAUCUCGCAGGGUCUCUUCAUUGAGAUGUUCCUCACUGCGCAGUUAGUCAUUGUCAUUAUCAUGCUGGCAGUUGUGAAGCACAAGUCCACCUACUUAGCUCCUGUAGGAAUUGGUCUGGCAUUCUUCGUGGCGGAACUGAUCGGCGAUUACUAUACCGGAGGAUCCUUGAAUCCCGCGCGCUCCCUUGGACCGGAUGUUAUCAACCGUUCAUUCCCCGGAUAUCACUGGAUCUACUGGGUUGGCCCUCUUCUCGGUUCUCUUCUCGCUUCCGGGUUCUAUGGACUCCUCUGUCUCGUGCGCUGGCAGAACAUCAACCCGGGUCAGGACCAUAACGAGUGGGAAGCCCAGGCAAGAAAGCAGUCAAUGGUUCCAUCCGAGACUACCAUGACCGAUCAAGUUCACUCUGAUGAGGCUCGAGCUCCACACCAGCGUGAGGCGAGUCGAGAGCUUCUUCCUGAGCACCAGGUGUAA
Molecule: messenger RNA, 954 nt
Organism: Penicillium nucicola
Lineage: Eukaryota; Fungi; Ascomycota; Eurotiomycetes; Eurotiales; Aspergillaceae
Exons: 3
Coding region: 1-954 (317 amino acids)
Biological process (GO): transmembrane transport
Cellular component (GO): plasma membrane
Molecular function (GO): water channel activity
Source: RefSeq, a predicted model, not a curated record